Knipowitschia caucasica is the source of this 528-nucleotide messenger RNA. NCBI's taxonomy places the organism in Eukaryota, Metazoa, Chordata, Actinopteri, Gobiiformes, Gobiidae. The record is from the annotation of a GenBank genome assembly.
AUGCCGCAGGAGCAGCAGGAGGUGAAUCCGCAGGGGCAGCAGGAGGUGAAGCAGCAGGGGCAGCAGGAGGUGAAGCCGCAGGUGCAGCAGGAGGUGAAUCUGCAGGGGCAGCAGGAGGUGAAGCAGCAGGGGCAGCAGGAGGUGAAUCCGCAGGGGCAGCAGGAGGUGAAUCCGCAGGGGCUGCAGGAGGUGAAGCCACAGGGGCUGCAGGAGGUGAAUCCGCAGGGGCAGCAGGAGGUGAAGCAGCAGGAGCAGCAGGAGGUGAAGCAGCAGGAGCAGCAGGAGGUGAAUCCGCAGGGGCAGCAGGAGGUGAAUCCGCAGGGGCAGCAGGAGGUGAAUCCGCAGGGGCAGCAGGAGGUGAAUCCGCAGGGGCAGCAGGAGGUGAAUCCGCAGGGGCAGCAGGAGGUGAAUCCGCAGGGGCAGCAGGAGGUGAAUCCGCAGGGGCAGCAGGAGGUGAAUCCGCAGGGGCAGCAGGAGGUGAAGCCACAGGAGCAGCAGGAGCAGCAGGAGCAAAGAAGAAGCCACUGA